ACACACCACUUCGAGUUUGGAGAACUGAAACUGUUAAAAAAUUUUAAGACACAAGAUCCUACUAAGCCAUGAAUGAGAUUGGAGAAAGUGACAUUGAAAGCUUCGUUUCAUCUGGUGAUAUAGACGGCCUUGCUGUAUUUUGUGAAGAAACUGAACUAAAAUCUAUAAAUUGUCAUCCUGUACCAGAUGUUUACUCAAGUCUUUUGGCAGUAUAUUUGUUAAAAAAUGAAUUGGAUCAUGCAAAGUUACUUUGGAAACGUAUUCCUGGUGAUGUAAAAGUCAGCCAUCCAGAGAUUGGAAAGUUGUGGGAAAUUGGUACUAAACUUUGGAUUCAUUCAUUCAGUGACGUAUAUUCACUUAUUAAGGACACAACUUGGCCAACUCACAUAGUUCCUAUACUGGCUAUGUUAAACGAAAAAAUUAGAAGUCGUGUUCUGCAACUAAUUGGAUGUGCUUAUUCAAAUAUCAGCCUCAAUCAAUUUUGUGUGCUGCUUGGACUUGAGUCACAACAAGCAUUAGAAGUUGCUGCACAACAAAGAUGGACAUUUGAUGAGAAAGUAUCUGUAAUUUACCCAAAGAAGACCAAAUCUAGCACAAAGGAAAUUGAAGAACCCCAGGCCAGAUUAGCUGAAUUAGUUGACAUUGUUUCAUUUUUGGAAAAUUAGUGUUGGACCAUAUACAUUUCGUCAUUACAUGUGCAUGUAGAUCUAUUUGUGGUAAAAUCAUAGUAUGACUAAGUAAAAUACACAUUGUGUCACUAUGAA
Amphimedon queenslandica is the source of this 764-nucleotide messenger RNA. Its product is annotated as COP9 signalosome complex subunit 8-like. Lineage: Eukaryota; Metazoa; Porifera; Demospongiae; Haplosclerida; Niphatidae. Gene Ontology annotation, biological process: COP9 signalosome assembly; protein deneddylation. The record is from RefSeq and is a predicted model, not a curated record. The coding region runs from base 69 to 665 and encodes 198 amino acids. Gene Ontology annotation, cellular component: COP9 signalosome. The transcript has 5 exons.